Molecule: messenger RNA, 1413 nt
Organism: Paramecium pentaurelia
Lineage: Eukaryota; Ciliophora; Oligohymenophorea; Peniculida; Parameciidae
Source: the annotation of a GenBank genome assembly
AUGACCAAAAGAGUAGGUGAUUAUGAACUUGGAGCCAUUCUGGGUUAAGGUGCAUUUGGAAUGUAAUGAUCUUUUAUAUAAUAUUUUCAGUGUUAGGAGUGCCAUAAAUGUCACAACGAAAUAAGAAUUUGCUAUAAAAAUUAUUGAUAAAGAAAAAAUCAAGAGAGAAGAACUAAUUGAAAGUCUUAAAAAGGAAAUUCAUAUACUUAUGAUCAUCAAUCAUCCAAACAUCGUAAAAUUAAUAGAAGUAUAAACAUAAUUCUAAGUUAGGUAUUGGCAAGCAAAACGAAGAUUUACCUGGUGUUGGAAUGGAUUAAAGGAGGAGAAUUAUUUGAUAUGAUUAGAAAUAACAAAUUUAUACCAGAACCAUAAAUGCGCAAAUACUUUAGGUAAAUAAUAAGAGCCAUUCGAUAUUGCCAGUCCAAAUCAAUAGCCCAUAGAGAUCUCAAACCAGAAAAUAUUCUCAUUUGCAACUAAACAGAUUAAAUAAAAGUCAAUGACUUUGGUCUUAGUUCUCUCUUUCAAGAUCCAAGUAAUCUUAAUAAUGAAUUAUACACUACAUGUGGUACAGUUCAUUAUCUAGCACCAGAAGUGAUUUAAUCUUCUGGAUAUGAUGGACAUAAAGCAGAUAUCUGGUCACUUGGUGUGAUUCUCUAUUUUUCAUGUGCUGGAUGUAAAAUUCCCAUAUUAUUUAAUUAGAUUUGCCAUUUGAAGAUGAUAAUGUAGCAAUUCUUUUGGAUAAUAUUAUCACAGCAUAAUAUUUCCCAUUUCCUAAAUAUUUUUCAACAGAAUUAAAGGAUCUGCUCUCAAAAUUAUUAGUCACACAUCCAAAUAAGCGAAUAACUAUUGAAAAUAUUAUUUAACAUUAAUGGUUUCAAACAGAUAUAACAAAAGAAGAAUAAUAAUGGUUUUUAUAAGAUGAGUUUCCUACUUAACCAUAAGAAUUUGCUCAUCAUAUAUUAAAAGUAUCUACAACCCUUUUAAAGAACAAUUUCAUAGAUAACCCAUCAUUUAUACGAUAAAUGAAAGGAUUUGAAUUGAUAUCAUUUUUAACUGGUAAAGUUGUCAGUUAAUUGCCAAAUGUUAAAAAUCAAUCUAAUUCAGAAUCUUGUUUGACUAUAAAAGGAUAACCUGAAUUAAUUAUUAAGAAUGUUAUAGAAUACUUCUUAAUGAAAAAACCAGUUUCUAUAAAGCAAGUACAAAAUAAGGAUACAUUUAAAAUUCAAAUAAUGUAUAAAUUCAAAACUGAAAUCAAAAUUUGUGUAGAAAUCUUGUGGUUAAUAAGUAAUAAAUAUCUUGUAAAUUUUCAAUUAUUAGAAGUAAUUAAAAUAUUAAUUACAAUAGGGUUUUUCUGAUAUUUACAAUGUAUUUCUCAAAUAAACUGUUUUUGAAUUAAGUAACCUUAAAUGUUGA